AUAAAACAAAAGAAUUGCGUGGAAACCGCACCUUAAGUACCCGCUAGAAAUAACCGCGGGAGUUACGUAGCCAUCAGUAUCACACGAAACUUGGCAAGAGACGCACGCAAGAUGGCCGCGACACCGGUUGUGUUAAAUAAUGGUGAAAAGUGCCCAAUUAUUGGUCUAGGAACCUGGAAAUCGAAACCGGGUGAAGUGACUCAAGCUGUGAAGGAUGCCAUCGACGCUGGCUACCGUCACAUCGACUGCGCCCAUGUUUACCUCAAUGAGAAGGAGGUUGGACUAGCCCUCAAGGAGAAAUUCGAAGAAGGAGUUAUUAAAAGGGAAGACAUCUUCAUAACCUCAAAGUUAUGGUGCACGUUCCACCGCCCUGACCUCGUGGAGGGAGCCAUCCGAGUCACCUUAGAGAACCUCGGGCUGCAGUACCUGGACCUGUACCUCAUUCACUGGCCACAGGCCUUCAAGGAAGGAGACGAAUUAUUCCCCAAGGACGCCGAUGAUAAAUUCUUACCAUCUACCGUGGAUUACGUGGAUACGUAUAAGGCAAUGGAGGCUCUCGUCGAGAAGGGUCUGACCAAGAGCAUAGGACUGUCGAACUUCAACAAGAAACAAAUCACAAGAGUACUUGAAGCCGCGAAGAUCAAGCCAGUUAUGAAUCAGAUCGAGGUCCACCCGUACCUGAACCAGGAGAAGCUGAUUUCGUUCUGCCGCUCCCAGGACAUCGCGAUCACGGGGUACUCCCCGCUGGGGUCGCCAGACAGGCCCUGGGCGAAGCCCGACGACCCCCAGCUACUGGACGACCCCCGACUCAAGACCAUCGCCGAUAAAUACGGGAAGACCACCGCCCAUGUGCUCAUCAGAUACGCCAUUGACCGCGGCAUCAUAGUGAUCCCGAAGUCCGUCACCAAGUCCCGGAUCAUCUCCAACUUCAACGUGUUCGAUUUCCAGUUGUCGGCUGAGGAUCUGAAGGAGAUCGCCAGCCUCGAGUGCAACGGACGGUUCUGCAGUAUGGGAGACACUUACCACCCAGACCACCCAUUCCACGAUGAAUAUUAGAAAAAAGACAUCACAAUUAUCGAAAUUAAAUAGAAACGUAAAAAUAUAUUACAAGUAUUAAAUGAAUGAUAACCUAGUGAAGUUUAUUUUAAAUUAAAUUUGAUUGUUAUUGCUUUCUUAAAGAUAAGUAUUCAGAUCAAUGCACGGAGGUGGCUUUUAAAAAAUGGCCGCCAUUUUCCGUUAUACUUUUGCAGCACAGCUUAAAUAAAUAUGUUGCUUACAAUUUGUAAUUUAUUUAUAGUUGCACUGAAGAAAAUAAUAAAGCUAUCACUAACA
Messenger RNA from Trichoplusia ni (cabbage looper), 1332 nucleotides. Its product is annotated as aldose reductase-like. Gene Ontology annotation, molecular function: aldose reductase (NADPH) activity. Bases 112 to 1056 code for a protein of 314 amino acids. Gene Ontology annotation, cellular component: cytosol. The record is from RefSeq and is a predicted model, not a curated record. The transcript is spliced from 7 exons. NCBI's taxonomy places the organism in Eukaryota, Metazoa, Arthropoda, Insecta, Lepidoptera, Noctuidae.